Achroia grisella is the source of this 3700-nucleotide messenger RNA. RefSeq names its product small G protein signaling modulator 2-like. The record is from RefSeq and is a predicted model, not a curated record. Gene Ontology annotation, biological process: activation of GTPase activity. Bases 50 to 3550 code for a protein of 1166 amino acids. NCBI's taxonomy places the organism in Eukaryota, Metazoa, Arthropoda, Insecta, Lepidoptera, Pyralidae. Gene Ontology annotation, molecular function: GTPase activator activity. The transcript has 23 exons.
UGAAUAUUUCCCGCGAAAAUAAUGCGCCACUCCCCGUGGGCAGAAAAUCAUGGCCGCCCAAAAUAAAGUGGAAAGUGACGCAGACCAAAUGCCGGCCGCAGCUGAUCCCAACGCGGAGCAGAAGGAGCGCCUCAUCGCUGCUGUCAAGAAGGAAGUCAAGCAUUUGAUGGAGGAGGCUGUUACCCGCAAGUUCGUUCACGAGGACAGUGGUGGUGUCACCGCAUUAUGUGGUGCUGUUGAAGCAUGCCUUGGACAAGGCCUAAGGAGGCGAGCACUUGGGCUCUUCAAAACGAGUUCCACGACUGCUCUACUUCAUAAAAUUGCCAAGCACUGUCCGGAAGCAGCACUGGUAUCUGCACGGGUAUUGGCUGCUGAGGGAGCACCAGCGACGCGUUCUGCGUCAGGUGUAGAGAGACGACCUUCUGCACCGCGGCCGCCUCUCAGCAAAAGGGGGUCAGGGUCACUAUUAUCACAGGCGCCUCCACAGUCCAGAUAUCUAUGGAUCCGCAUAGCUCUAUUCGAGCGGCAACUCGCAAAGAUAAUUGAGCACUUAGUGAACAAUGCUACGAGGUACUAUGAACGGGAUGCCUUGGUCGCCGAUCCAGACUACGGCAGCAUCCUUAGCUCGUUACUCGUCGGCCCCUGCGCGCUAGAGUAUUCGAAGGCCAAAGCACCGGCUUGCUUCUGGACCGAUCCGCCGGCUGACGAAUUGGUGCAAAGACAUCGCAUGUCAGCCGGGACGACCACUCCGCCGUCUGUUCGAAGACCGAUCCUCAACUUUAGGAGGAGUUUGAAUGCUUCCUCUGAUGACAGUGUCACUACAAACUCAGGUACCGGAAAAACGGGUGGAUCAAGUGCCAAAGAUUAUGUUGAAAGUUUACAUCAGAAUUCAACAGCUACUCUACUUUAUGGGAAGAAUAAUGUACGAGUGCAACCGAAAGAUGUAGAGGAAUCGAUGCCUGGCUACCUCAGCCUGCACCAGACGGCUGCAGGUCUCGUAAUAAAGUGGACACCUAAUCAGCUUAUGAAUGGAUAUGCUGAAAGCGAAGGAAUAGACAAAAGCAUUGCUCCCGUUUGCACCGUAUACAGAAGGCUCUGUUCUGGACCCCUCUGUAUAGACUGUGUAUACUGGGCGAUGUCGCUGCAGGUGUGCGUAUGGGAGGUGGUGUAUGUACACGUUCACCGUUCGCAAGCGAGUGAUGCUCUCAUACUUGUCGGCCAAGAUGGCGUACAACGACCACCUAUACAAUUUCCAAAAGGUGGUCAUCUGUUGUCGUUCUUGAGUAAUCUAGAAACUGGGUUACUACCUCAUGGUCAAUUAGACCCACCAUUGUGGUCACAAAGAGGAACAGGCAAGGUUUUCGGUCGUGGUAAAAUUCGGAGACGCCCAAUGCCGAGUCUCUGUGAGAGCGGGGAGACCGAGGAAGCCGAGUGGGAGGAAGCUGCCGGAGAUUAUGUUUUCCGUAUAGUCAACAAUGCUAUUACAGAUAGAGAAGCAAUGCGUCGUUCUCUCUUGGAGCGGUCGAUACAGUCGCCGCCGCGUACUCCACGCCGCCCGCUCGCAUCCACUUCUACCACAUCAUCGGACUCGUCCACAAUGUCUGUGGACUGUCCACCUUCGGCUGGAUUCAAUGGACACCCUCCACAGAUCCUGCCACCGUCUGUACAGUACAACGAGGAGCCUGCGUCAAUUGAGUUAGUUUGCAGCACGAUGCGUCGUCAGAUCAUAUCGCGCGCGUUUUACGGCUGGCUUGCAUACUGUCGACAUUUGUCUACGGUUCGAACACAUCUAAGUGGUUUAGUGCAUCCAAAUAUCGUCCCUAGAGAAGGGACAGAGUCUGGUCUAUCGGAAGAACUUUGGCGAUCUAUGACGGAUAACAAAGGUGUUGUAAGUGACAAAGACGAAGUGUACCGACAAGUAUAUUACCACGGAGUACAACACGAUAUAAGGCGUGAAGUGUGGCCUUAUUUGCUGGGAUAUUAUGAAUUCGGAUCAACAGAAGAGGAACGUAUGGAACAAGAUGCUGCGUGUCGUCGUCAGUAUGAAACUACAAUGUCAGAGUGGUUGUGUGUAGAGGCGAUAGUGAGGCAAAGGGAUCGUGAAGCAACUGCUGCGUCUAUAGCACGUCUAUCUGAAGCUUCUGGCAGAUUAAAGCCUGUGGAGAAUACAGAACCUUGUGAGGUGUUUGAAGAUGACUAUAGCGUCAUAUCAGACAAUCCUCCAGUCGUCUCACCAGAACCAAGUGAAAAUGAACAAAAGCGACUGGACAACAAACCAGUUCUGUCUCGAGCACCUAGUAUAGAUGAAGUAGAUAACAUAGAGCUGGAUUCUGAAGGAAAGGAGAAAGACAUUAAAGUUAACGGAGAGACUGAGACCGGUGAUAAUAGAGAUUUAGAUAUAGACAGUCUUAAAGACUUAGAUGAUGACGAGGAAGUGCAUGUUAAGAGUUUAGUAGAAAACCCAGAUUUAAGAAGAGAAAGUAUAGCGGAGAUUAAAAGAAUAGCGGAAGAUAUGGUACAAAAAGGUGAUGGAAGGGGAUUGUUGUGUAGUGUUGAUAGUGCGAAUGUUAAUAUAAAUGGAAGUGAUCUGAGGUCAUCACUAGAUGAGAACCAACCGAGUCAACAGCAACCGAGUUCGCAGCAACAUACUAGUGUCAUUAUAACUAAUCCAUCCGUGGAUUUGGCUGCGUCUGGGUCUCCGGCCUCUGGGGGAACUACGGCAAAUGUGAGUCCAGCCCGAAGUCCGCUGGGUGUCGUGAGAGAAGAAUCUCACUCUGCGGGUGCAUCGUUCGAUACUUUAGAACCGAGUAAUGAUCCGCGCCCAGAUAAUCGUUCUAAUUGUGUAUCACCUGCUAGCUCCAAUGGUGGAGUUUACUCGAAUGAGCUAGUGGAAAGCUUUGCUUUAAACCUACAUCGCAUAGAGAAGGAUGUGCAGAGGUGCGACAGGAACUACCCGUUCUUCACUGAUGAUAACCUUGACAAACUUAGGAACAUAAUGUGCACGUUUGUAUGGGAGCACCUAGAUACAGGUUAUAUGCAAGGCAUGUGUGACCUGGCGGCGCCACUGCUGGUGAUGAUGCGUGAAGAAGCGGUCGCGCAUGCGCUGUUCGCCCGAUUGAUGGAGCGCGCCAAAGACAACUUUCCAUCCGGGCAGGCUAUGGAUGCUCACUUUGCUGAUAUGAGGUCCCUGAUUCAAAUACUGGACUGCGAAUUGUACGAGUUGAUGCACGCGCAUGGCGACUACACACAUUUCUACUUCUGCUAUCGCUGGUUCCUGCUAGACUUCAAACGGGAGUUGUUGUAUCAAGAUGUAUUCUCAGCGUGGGAGCUGAUUUGGGCGGCGCGCCACGUUGCAUCUGAACACAUGGUGCUGUUCAUGGCUCUCGCUCUCCUCGAGACCUACCGUGACGUCAUCCUCGCAAACUCUAUGGACUUCACGGAUAUCAUUAAAUUUUUCAAUGAAAUGGCUGAGCGUCACGAUGCAUCUGCCGUGCUAUCUCUCGCUAGAGAUCUCGUGUUGCAAGUUCAAACCUUAAUAGAGAACAAAUAAUGAUCAUUUUAAAAUAAUAGAUAUAUUUUAAUCUAUGAAAAUGACAAUCAUCUAGGUAUAUAGUUCGUAGGAAGGAUGAUUUCGAUGUCGAAUAAUGAAGCAUAAUUAGUCAGGCGUAGCUGUGUGCGUUUAUCUUCAAACAUAUACAAA